AUGCUACUUGUUCGCGUCACGUUGUGGACUGUGGCCUUUGUGCGGAUGCGCUAUGGUCAGAGCCUAGGUGGCUCCUCUCGAGGCUCACCAGGAUCAUCGUCGUCCAUCGCCCGCUACGACGCCGUCCCCGACUCCCCUUCGCUCAAGUCGCGCCGACUCACGACCCGUGGCAGCUGGGAAACAUGGUACCGUCGGGCCAAGUGGUGGCUAUCGGACGAUGUCGUGAUUUUUGGCCAGCACCUCGGCCAGCGUGACUUAUGGGUGGGCGGCGGUUCGUGGAUGGCCAUUCUUCUGGUGCUGUGUGUUGUCGAAACCGGACGAGCCCUAGACUACAUGCACCUCACAAAGCGUUUUGGCAUCGUUGCAGUUUCCCAACUGCCGUUGCAGUACGUGUUGGCUUUGCGCUGUGUCAGCCCCGUGCUAGCCAUUUUCGGCACGUCGCAUGAGCAGGUCAACCGAUGGCACCGUGUACUGGGCACCAUCAUCUAUACAAUGUUGCUGUUGCACGCUACAUUUUACCUCAACUUCUUUGCCUUCUUGGGCAACUUCUGGGCACGCCUCUUGCGGCCAGUUGUCGCCCUAGGCCUAGCUGCUAUUUUCAGCAUGACACUGCUCACCACGACCGCAUUGUCCAUUGUGCGCCGCUGGUCGUACCGCGUCUUCUUCAUAACGCACGUUUCCGUCGCGUUUGCGCUUCCCGUCCUGGUGAUAUUCCACGCUAGAUAUGCCAGCAAUUACGUUGCCGCUGCCUUGUUGUUGCUCAUCGCCGACCUGACUUUCCGCAAGAUUCAAACGGUAACAACGGAAGCCCGGAUUGAGAUGAUACCGGGCACUGAGCUCAUCCGACUGACGGCGCCCAUUCCAUUUUCUAAGCUGGACAAGUACCGGAAGCACCCUGGCAGCCAUGUGUAUUUGAGCCUUCCCGGCUCGGCGCGGCCAUCGACCAACCCCCUGUCUCCGACAAGUAUCUUAUUCGAGUUCCUCUUCAAUCCUUUUACUAUUGCCACCGUCAACGACCAGUCGAGCGACUUAACUCUAGUGGUCCGCGCUCGCAAGGGGCCUAUGUCAGCAGCGCUCUCGCGACACGCCGGUCCCGUCCAACUUACUAAGAACGAGGACGGCGGAGCCGAAGAGGACAAUGACGAUGAAACGACUCCGGCCAUUCCGACAACCCAUGACCUGGGUGCGGCUUCAAACAUGGGUGCCGGGACGAUGUCCGUCAACCUCGAGGGCCCGUACGGGUCAAGCGCCUACUUCCCGGAACUAACUCCCCACAAUUUUGAUCGUGUUCUGCUGGUCGCUGGUGGUGUCGGCGCCACAUUUGUCGUUCCUCUUUACCGGUCCAUCAUCGAUGAAACCGCCGCGACUCGGAAUGGCGGAAGCCUCAAAGUCGACCUGGUUUGGUCUGUCCGUGGUGCUGGCGAUGCUACUUGGGCAGUUGUAUCGGGCCAGGACGGAAGUGGCCACAGUUUGUUACAGGAUCGGAAUGUGCAUAUUUUCUUGACAGGCGGCGGCACAGGUUCAGCAGCUGUGGUGGAAAAUAGUGCCGCUGAAGCCGCUAUCGAGUUGACCACACUUCGCCGGGACCAGCAGGUAACUUCGCCCCGUGACCGCCGUCCGCAGUCCUACCCGCAAAGUCGAUUCGUGCCUCCGGGAGCGUCAAACCGUCAGCGGCCCGAUUUCCCCCAGAUCGUUGACGACGUGUUCCGUCACGGUAGUGAAGAACGUGUCGCCGUGUUAGUGUGCGGGCCGGAAGCCAUGGUACAGGAUCUGCGGGCUUCGGUUUCCAUGUGGGUACACCGUGGCAGAUUUGUGUGGUGGCAUAACGAAUCGUUCGGUUGGUAG
Molecule: messenger RNA, 1845 nt
Organism: Sporothrix brasiliensis 5110
Lineage: Eukaryota; Fungi; Ascomycota; Sordariomycetes; Ophiostomatales; Ophiostomataceae
Product: ferric reductase-like protein
Exons: 2
Coding region: 1-1845 (614 amino acids)
Biological process (GO): iron ion transport; intracellular iron ion homeostasis; copper ion import
Cellular component (GO): plasma membrane
Molecular function (GO): ferric-chelate reductase activity
Source: RefSeq, a predicted model, not a curated record